Molecule: messenger RNA, 994 nt
Organism: Colletotrichum phormii
Lineage: Eukaryota; Fungi; Ascomycota; Sordariomycetes; Glomerellales; Glomerellaceae
Exons: 1
Coding region: 1-885 (294 amino acids)
Source: RefSeq, a predicted model, not a curated record
AUGCCUUCCCAGACUUCUACUCUUUACUUCCUCACCCUGGCCCUCGCCGCCACAACCUCAGCCAUCGCUAUUCCAGCUAAGGCCUCUCCCCUCACUACUGUCAUGACUCCCACAACAACCAUCAGCUCAGUCGUGACAAGCUACUCUCCCAUACCAACCAAAAUCACGGGCUGGAAAUGGGUGGCCGACUUGUCUGACUACAUCAAGUUGACAAUCAAGGAGAAGGAAGACGGUUACGACAUCAAAGAAGACGAGAACGCCUCUGUUACAGUACCCACCAUCACCGAGACUUUCAGCACGGUGACUCCUUCAGCUCUCAGCAGUGCCGCCAUCGUCGCCCCCACACUCACUCUCACUCACGAGACCUCAGCCAAGGCCGUCCCAACAGAGGAUGCCAUGGCCUGGAACUGGGCCCUCCCCGCUCUCCAGCUCAUUGAAGCCCGCGAGCUCGGAGACUCCACCACCUUUGCCAACCGCCGCACAGGUUCUGGAACCGACAAGGCGGACAAGUCCUACGUCAUAGAGGACAAGAAGAAGGAGGAAGAACGCAAACUCCGCCUCGAUGAGGCCGCAAAGGAGAUCAUCGGACAAAUGAAUCCCCCUUCCCUGCCCCUGCAGACCGACAGCCCCGACAAAGUCGAACCUUCCAAGAAAAAGGCCGAUUUCACCAUCCUCACCGAGACCCGUCUCUUCAAGACCAUGGCAACCCCGGCUAUCAAGGCUCGGGCUUCCACCACCACCGUGACCAUGGAGUCUAAGCCUACGCCCACCAAGAAGGCCAAAGCCGACUUCACGAUUCAGACGGAUACGAGGCUGUACUCAACCGUCACAACUCCGACGGCAACGGCUCAGGGGCCUAAAGCCACAAUCACGAUGGAGGGUUAAGCCUAUUCGGUAGAUCGUGAGAGGGAAGGGAGCAUCAUUAAGACCACAAGUGGUCGGUCGUCCCCGAGAGGUAUUCUUCUCGGUAUACUAGGGUAGAAAUACAAAGGGA